GCCCAAGCUCCCUCAAUUAGGGGGGAAUCCUUUUUGACUUCAUUCACUCGAAGGAAACGUUUCUGCAAAUUUAUUUCGCACCUUAAAAUACGGUCUAUUUUCACCAUGACUGACAGCAAUGUGUUCCGAGCUACUACGACUGCCCCAGUAAACAUUGCGGUCAUUAAAUACUGGGGAAAGCGCGAUGCGACGUUGAACCUACCCACAAAUUCUUCUCUCUCUGUCACCCUCUCUCAACGCUCUCUUCGCACCGUAACCACGGCAUCAUGCUCUCCCAACUACCCCGCCACUGAAGGUGAUACACUCACCCUCAACGGUAAACCCGAAAAUAUCCAAGCCUCCAAGCGAACACUCGCCUGUCUCUCAAGUCUGCGCGCACUACGCAAGGAACUCGAAUCUGCAGACCCAUCUCUCCCAAAGCUUUCCUCAUACCCACUCCGCGUCGUAUCAGAGAACAAUUUUCCAACGGCCGCUGGUCUAGCAAGUUCUGCUGCAGGAUUUGCUGCGCUCGUUCGCGCCAUUGCAGAUUUGUAUGAGCUCCCUCAAUCACCGACUGAGCUCAGUCGUAUCGCCAGACAAGGCUCGGGUUCUGCCUGCCGUUCCUUGCAAGGCGGAUACGUCGCCUGGCGAGCCGGUGUUAAGGAAGAUGGAAGCGAUAGUCUCGCCGAAGAAAUCGCGCCAGCGUCUCACUGGCCCGAAAUGAGAGCUCUCAUCUUGGUAGUCAGUGCCGAGAAGAAGGACGUGCCCAGUACAACCGGUAUGCAGACCACUGUCUCUACCUCGCCUCUCUUCGCGACUCGCGCAGAACACAUUGUGCCCCGCCGAAUGACCGGUAUGGAAGAAGCCAUUACCAAGCGGGACUUUGCUGCUUUCGCUGAUUUGACUAUGCGAGAUUCGAACAAUUUCCAUGCUGUUUGUUUGGAUUCUGAACCACCCAUUUUCUAUUUGAAUGAUGUGUCGCGCGCUGCUAUUCGGUUGGUAAAUGAUAUCAAUCGACUAGCCGGUAAGACCGUUGCUGCUUAUACCUUUGACGCCGGUCCGAAUGCUGUUAUUUACUACCUUGACGAAGUCUCUGAGCUCGUCGGGGGAACGUUCAAGACUAUCUUGGGUGGUGAAUUGGAAGGGUGGGAAGGUCCAUUCGGAGAUAGACUCAAGGGUGUAUCUGCCGGAGUUGAUUUGAAUAGUUUGGAUUCAAGGGCUAUUGAGGUCUUGAAGACUGGGAUUAGUCGUGUUAUUCUUACUGGAGUUGGUGAAGGUCCUCAAAAGAUUGAUACUCAUCUGGUCAGUGAGAAGGGUGAUAUCUUGAGCUUGGAGAAGUAGGAGUAGUUCGUUUUGUGCAUCAUGCUUAUUUCUUUUGUUGCGCGUUUCCUUCUCAGACGUAAAUACUUACAUAGAUACU
Molecule: messenger RNA, 1399 nt
Organism: Talaromyces stipitatus ATCC 10500
Lineage: Eukaryota; Fungi; Ascomycota; Eurotiomycetes; Eurotiales; Trichocomaceae
Product: diphosphomevalonate decarboxylase
Exons: 2
Coding region: 106-1320 (404 amino acids)
Biological process (GO): isoprenoid biosynthetic process; isopentenyl diphosphate biosynthetic process, mevalonate pathway
Cellular component (GO): cytosol
Molecular function (GO): ATP binding; diphosphomevalonate decarboxylase activity
Source: RefSeq, a predicted model, not a curated record